Molecule: messenger RNA, 2469 nt
Organism: Dicentrarchus labrax (European seabass)
Lineage: Eukaryota; Metazoa; Chordata; Actinopteri; Moronidae
Product: probable ribonuclease ZC3H12D
Exons: 6
Coding region: 279-2009 (576 amino acids)
Biological process (GO): nuclear-transcribed mRNA catabolic process, RNase MRP-dependent; 3'-UTR-mediated mRNA destabilization
Cellular component (GO): cytoplasmic ribonucleoprotein granule; nucleus
Molecular function (GO): mRNA binding; RNA endonuclease activity; metal ion binding
Source: RefSeq, a predicted model, not a curated record
GCAGUCACUUCCUCGUAUGAGUAAUAAGAGCUGUUUCACACAGACCGGUCUGCUUGUCAGAGCAACUGACUGACUGACUAAGAGCAGCUCACACACACAGAGAGAAAGACAGACACCGCUGGAGAGACUCAUGCUCCGAUCUGCCACUUGCUGAAUGUGCAGUUGCCGUGGAGACGCUGGUGAGACAGAAUAAGGAGGCGAGGAGGGUUCCCCAGCCAGGCAGUCCUAAGAAGACAAAGCAGAGGAAGCACACGAGCUGUGAAGCAUCAGCCUCCACGAUGGACCAGCAGCAGCAGCACGCCAAAGUGGAGCGAUUCCUCAAGCUGGGAUAUUCUCACAGUGACAUCCUGAGGGUGCUGGAGAGCCUCCGCCACGACGCCCAGACCAACGACAUCCUGGAGGAGCUGAUAAAGACCUGCCACACUCGCACCUCCAGCAACAAAAGUGUGCCCAACAGUCCCAAGCUGGUGCCCAGAGGCUGCAGCCCCAGUCCCAGUCAGCCCAGACCUGGAUCAGACAGAGAGCCAGCUGCUGGCUUCAGACCAGUGGUUAUAGAUGGAAGCAACGUGGCCAUGAGCCAUGGAGACAAGAAGGUGUUUUCGUGCCAGGGCCUCCAGCUGGCAGUGAACUGGUUCUGGGACAAAGGACUGCGGGACAUCACUGUGUUCGUUCCCCUGUGGAGGAAGGAGCAACCACGACCCGAGGCACCUAUCACGGACCAACAUAUUCUCCAUGAGCUGGAGAGGAGGAAGAUCCUGGUGUACACGCCGUCCCGCUGUGUGAACGGUAAGAGGGUGGUGUGUUACGAUGACCGGUACAUCGUCAAGCUGGCCUUCGAUUCCGACGGCAUCAUUGUGUCCAACGACAACUACCGUGACCUGCAGACAGAGAAUCCCCAGUGGAAGAAGUUCAUAGAGGAGAGGCUGCUGAUGUACACCUUCGCUAAUGACAAGUUCAUGCCUCCAGACGAUCCUCUGGGUAGAAAUGGCCCCACCAUUGAUGAUUUUCUGCGAAGGAAACCGUGGACCACAGACAACAAGCUGCAGCACUGUCCUUACGGAAAGAAGUGUACUUAUGGAGUCAAGUGCAAGUUCUACCACCCAGAGCGCACCAACCAAUCCCAGCUAUCUGUGGCCGAUGAACUGAGAGCGCUGAGAGACAGAGCCAAGAACUUCUCGCCCAAAACGAGCCUGCAGGACGCACAAUGCUUCCCUGCCUUGUAUCAGCCAGAGCGUGCAUACACCUCAUCCACCCCUCCACCUCUCAGCAUAGAGGAUCAGUCCCACAGGACUUCACCAAGCGAGCAGUUCUAUCAGAGAGACAGCAGCAGCCCGAGAAGCCAUUCAAACACCAGCCUCCACCACUGCUCCAGCCCGGAUGUGGACGAGGCCUUCAGCUCCAUGGACAGCUCCAUGUCCAGGGUCUGCAUCCAGGAUGUGCCCUAUGGCACAGAGCUGCCUCUCCACAGCUACAGCAGCGGGAUGGCUAGCUACAGCCUGAGCCACGACGACUACUCACUCUCAGGGUCAUUUGGUGGGAGCACCCAGAGGCCCUGCCUGAGCGGAGGAGGUUACUACCCUCAUCAGAACAGUUCCAUGUCCUGCCAGCACCCUGUGUGCAGCCAGUGCAGUUGUGGUCACCAGCAGGCCAGAAUGUCCCAGCACCACAACCACCAGCCAGCAUGGGGCUCCUGCCCUGCUCUGCCUCCACAUACCAGGGACUAUCCUGGUCAUUUUUCAGAAAAGCAGUACUUCAGACAGCUCUCGAACAGACACUGCAGCAGCUUACCAAGGGACCCGUGGGUGCAGGGCGGCCCCUCUGAUGGCAGGCUGAAUGGACGGGCCAAGAGCCCGUCCUGCGAGCAGAGGAAGGGCCUGAGGAGCCAGCUGAGCACCCUGUUCCCUCAGAGCAUGGUGGAGCAAGUCAUGAAUGCUUACCCACACGUCUCAGACAUGUCUGAACUGAUUUCUCUCAUCCAGAGCAACAGGACGAGCCAAAUCUCCUUCUAGAUUGGAAAGAUUCUUUUGUUUGUUUGUUUUUUGCUCAAACUGAGCCCACAUUGGAGUUCUCAUCCCAGAAGCAAAGUGAAAAACGACUGUGAAUUUGCAUUAUUAUGACUCAUACUGUGGGAAGACUCUUGCAAAACACAUUCCAAACUUAGCCUUUAUUUUAGCAUUAAAAAAUGACUCAAUCUGAGGAAGUCUUGAACAUGUAGCAGACUGAAUGUUAUUUCUUUAUUAUAGUAUAAAAGUGCAAUGCACUACGCUCCGUACAUGCUACUUUUUGUAGCACUGAAAUGUUUUAUUAAAGCAGCAUGUGUUGUUUUCUCAUGUUGCCUCAAAGUGAGGAACCCUUAAUACACUAUUCUGUAUUUCUGUAAAGAAUGUCAUUGAACUGUUUUUGAUAUGAAUUUUAGAAGCUUGUUUUUUUUUUCUAUGCCUGUGAAAUAAAAGCACUUCAAUCACUGGA